Messenger RNA from Neomonachus schauinslandi (Hawaiian monk seal), 1137 nucleotides. It is a transcript of the gene SF3A2, whose product is annotated as splicing factor 3a subunit 2. Gene Ontology annotation, cellular component: U2-type prespliceosome; nucleus; U2 snRNP. Lineage: Eukaryota; Metazoa; Chordata; Mammalia; Carnivora; Phocidae. Gene Ontology annotation, biological process: spliceosomal complex assembly. The transcript has 10 exons. The record is from RefSeq and is a predicted model, not a curated record. Bases 235 to 1137 code for a protein of 300 amino acids. Gene Ontology annotation, molecular function: zinc ion binding; nucleic acid binding.
GCCGAGUCACUCAUCCUGUGGAUCGUCCGGGAGCCUCGGCGCUUAGCGAAGCCCGCGUGGGGCGCACGCGAUAGUAGACGACACAGACGGUCGUUAUAGAUAAUCAUGCAAUAAGCUGGAUCCGGGGUGAGAACAGAGGAAGUUACCCUCACGAUCGGUGGCGCCCUUUACCGACGAGCAGAAGCCGGGCCUCCGGUCUCUCUACCAGUGCGGUAAAGCCCCAACACCCUCACCAUGGACUUCCAGCAUCGCCCCGGGGGUAAGACCGGGAGUGGAGGCGUAGCCUCCUCCUCGGAGAGCAACCGAGACCGCAGGGAGCGCCUUCGGCAGCUGGCCCUGGAGACCAUCGACAUCAACAAGGACCCGUAUUUCAUGAAGAACCAUCUGGGCUCGUACGAGUGCAAGCUGUGUCUGACCCUGCACAACAACGAGGGGAGCUACCUGGCACAUACCCAAGGGAAGAAGCAUCAGACCAACUUGGCCCGGCGAGCCGCCAAGGAGGCCAAGGAGGCCCCCGCCCAGCCGGCGCCAGAAAAGGUCAAGGUGGAGGUGAAGAAGUUUGUGAAGAUUGGCCGCCCAGGCUACAAAGUGACCAAGCAGAGGGACACGGAGAUGGGCCAGCAGAGCCUCCUCUUCCAGAUUGACUACCCUGAGAUCGCCGAGGGCAUCAUGCCCCGCCACCGCUUCAUGUCCGCCUACGAGCAGAGGAUCGAGCCCCCUGACCGGCGCUGGCAGUACCUGCUCAUGGCCGCCGAGCCCUACGAGACCAUCGCCUUCAAGGUGCCCAGCAGGGAGAUCGAUAAGGCCGAAGGCAAGUUCUGGACUCACUGGAAUCGGGAAACCAAGCAGUUUUUCCUGCAGUUUCACUUCAAGAUGGAGAAGCCACCAGCCCCGCCAAGCCUCCCUGCUGGGCCUCCUGGGGUGAAGAGACCCCCGCCCCCGCUGAUGAAUGGUCUGCCGCCCCGGCCGCCUCUGCCAGAGUCUUUGCCCCCGCCACCACCGGGAGGCCUGCCUCUGCCACCCAUGCCGCCCAGUGGGCCUGCACCCUCAGGGCCUCCGGGCCCUCCCCAGCUGCCCCCCCCAGCUCCCGGUGUCCACCCCCCAACAUCUGGGGUCCACCCCCCGCGUCUGGGCUGA